CUCGCCGCGUCGACUUCGCACGAUCGCUCUCAUCAGACGCGUCCGUUUCCCUACCCUUCCUUACAGCUACUAUUAUUUUUUUCGCCCACGACUUGCACAACGCGCGCGUUACACUUAAAAAGAUACAAAACUAAACAAAAAGGAAACAGAUUGGAAAGAGUUAAUGUUAAAGUAGGAACAACAACUACAAGCCACUAUACUAACCCACGAACACCAAGCAACUUAAACUAAAGCACAGACAUACACACAUACUCGACUCGUAUGUAUAUGUGUAACUAAAUUUUUUUUGCAAAACUUUAAAUACGUGUAUUCAAGCAGAUAAUCAAACAAAGCGCAAAAAAUAAAACAAAAAACCAAAAAAAUAAACGAAGCAACGAAAGUAAAGCAAGCGUAAGCUAAAAACUGAAAAGUGCAGCAAUUAACAAAGUAACAUUGAUAAAUCAAGAGAGAGAAGAAGCAAAAGGUGAACAAAUGCAAAAAUGUGCCAUAAUUCGGGCAUUGAGAGUGAACUGCAAAUCCAACGGUAUGUCUCCGUUGGUAUGCCGGAGAAGGCGAUCAAAAAAGUGAAGUACACGCUGCGCAAGCGCGAGCAAAAGAAGCAGAAGCAGCAGCAGCAGCAGCAGCAACAACAGCAGCAGCAGCAGCAGGAUCAGCAGCAACAACAAGAACAAGUUGAUGUGAGCAGCGGUAGCAGCAACAGCAGCAGCAACGAGGAUGAGUCCAAUGAUGAGCAGGAGUUAAUGUUCGAUAUUGAUGCAACAAUUGGCAACAAUCAUAGCAACAACAAUAACAGCAUUGCUGCAACAAGUGCAGAGAUUGCUGCUGGCAGCAUCAGCGACAACAAUAGCAGCGAAUGCAACAACGCUGUGGAGGUGCAAGCGUGCCCAGAAAACGCAGAAAAUGCGGGCACACCAACAGCAACAAUGCUGACAGCGACAGCAACAACAACGCAGCUGGCGGCAGCAGCAGCAGCACCAGCACCAGCAACAGUUAAAGAAGAAGAAGUAACAACACCACCACCCACCAUUUACACUAGCAGCGACCUUUUGAAAAUACCCAAGAUGUGUGGACGCUAUCGCAAAAUUCAGCAAUUGUUGCAACUGCAAAAACAAGUUGAGCCAACAGCAGCAACUGCAACAGCAACUGCAACUGCAACAGCAACUGCACCAACUGCAACAGAGACAGCAACACUAACUAAGCAGCAGCAGCAGCGCAAACUUAGCUCCAUGGAGCCCUCCAUGGACGAUGCUCUGGCCAUUGGCACACAAUUGACACGCCAAUUGGCGGAACGUGUUUACAUUUUGGUCGCCCGUCUACAAAACAGUCGCCUAUACACUAUUUUGACGCGCACAACACAGCCAGCACACCUGAUCGCUAUAUGCAUAUUAUCUUUUGUGCUGCUGACCGUUGGACCCGAUCUCAUUGAGAACAGCCCGACGGCGGAGAUGGCGACGAUGUCAAGUCAGAUUCAGAGUCAGAGUCAGCAACAGGCCAAGCUGAUAUUAACAAAGCACGCGACGACCGGAACGUUGACACGCGACGGUGAUGGGAACGUGGGAGUCGGUGCGGGCACGGGCACGGGCACGAGCACGGGCACGGGCACGGGUACGGGCAGCAAUUGGGCAACGCUCGUCUAUUUGGGGGCGUUUGCCACACAUUUUGGCUCACAAAUCUGGAUGACUUUUGUCUCGGGCCUCUCGCUGUACUUCUCAUUACCACGUCACACAUUUGGACAGUGCCAGCAGAUAUUGUUCCCGAAGUAUUUCGCAUUGAACGCCAUGCUGAGCAUCUCGAUGCUGAUCAUCUAUGUGAAAUACUUUCUGAGCACGUGGACCACAGCGGCUGGACUGCAGCUGGGCGCACUGGCGCUGAUGGCCGCCAUUGAGGUGGUGGUACGUCUAUAUUUGGCGCCGCCGAUGCUGCGUCUCAUGCACGAGAAGUACAAGAUCGAGGAUGCCAUUGGCAGCGGUCAGGAGGUGGGGAGUCUGGUGCAGGGCGAUCUGGUGCAGUGUCCGCACUAUCAGCGCAUCCAUAAGGCAUUCCGUCGCAUUCACAUGACCAUUGCGAUUGGCAAUAUGAUUGUGCUCUUGGCCACAUGUCUGCAAUUGUAUUUUCUGGCAUCGAAAAUACGCAUUAGCUAAGACGUGAAAAUCCGCCAACCACCCACCCCCACCCGCACCCACACACACACACACACACACACACAUAAACACACACACACACACACAGCAUUUAGCAAGUAUAAGACAAUUUAGACAUAGUCGAAUUUUUUUCUGUUUGUGUAGUUAAUUUUCGUGCAACGGUAAAUGCAGAGGAACAUAUAAAGGCAGCGCCUAAAAGGCUGCAACGCUUUUUGUCUCAACAAACAAACAUCAUUGGUGAAUAGAUUUGAAGCAAUCGCGUCUAUGUUGAAAACAUCCAUGAAAUGCAAAAAUCACAAUGAAUUUCUACUUUUAGUGCACAUCACAGUAAUAUUAUUACACACUCACACACUCAUCCCCUCUCACACCAACACACACCUAUACAAGGAAAUCCUGAUUAUGUAUUUUAAUGUCAACGAUUGUCGCAAA
Molecule: messenger RNA, 2570 nt
Organism: Scaptodrosophila lebanonensis
Lineage: Eukaryota; Metazoa; Arthropoda; Insecta; Diptera; Drosophilidae
Product: mediator of RNA polymerase II transcription subunit 15
Exons: 3
Coding region: 480-2141 (553 amino acids)
Source: RefSeq, a predicted model, not a curated record